AUCAUAGUAGUGUUUUGUUAUUUUUAUGGCAAUUUACUUUGUGAUAAUGAUCGUAAGAAAUCAGUUCUGUUCCAUUUUCAUGGCGUUAAACAGCAUGUAACAGAAGAGUGCCAAGAAUGUUUACAAAGACCAAACAAGAUACUUGUGUGGAAUGCAUGACCGAUAACAGAUGCAAGAUUUGAGGCUGCAACAUUACGGCCAUACUUAACUGCUGUUAGGCAUACCUUGACUGCUGCUAUGUGUUUGGAUAACUUUUCAUCCCAGGUUGUGGAAAGGCAUAACAAACCAGAAGUGGAAGUCAGGACUAGUAAAGAGCUGCUUCUGACUCCUGUUGUCAUCAGUCGAAAUGAAAAGGAGAAAGUUCUCAUAGAGACGUCAAUCAACUCUGUAAGGAUCAGCAUAGCUGUUAAGCAAGCUGAUGAAAUUGAACGCAUCCUGUGUCACAAAUUCAUGCGCUUCAUGAUGAUGCGUGCUGAGAAUUUCAUUGUUCUGAGAAGGAAACCUGUUGAGGGCUAUGAUAUCAGUUUCCUAAUUACUAACUUUCAUACUGAGCAAAUGUAUAAACAUAAAUUAGUUGACUUUGUAAUUCAUUUUAUGGAGGAAAUUGACAAAGAAAUUAGUGAAAUGAAACUUGCUGCAAAUGCACGUGCAAGAAUUUGCUCAGAAGAAUUUCUGAAAAGGUUCUAGUCAUCGUGGAAAUUGUAUGAAUGACUGAAGAACAUCUUGCAUCUGUACACCCAUUCAACAACCUGAGUGAAUCCUGAAUGGAGCAUGAUUCAAGCAGAAUUUCAAAAAUGCAACCAGAAGAUGUGUCUGUUUGAAUAUCAGUGUUAACUACAAGAAGGCCAGCACAGCAGUGGGCCAUAAUAUUUUAUUUUUGUGUAUUAUUAUUCUUGUUAUAAUUCCAAACAAGUAAAAUUUAGGUAAUCUCAAAUCUCCAGUUCCAAAGUCAUUAAAACAUGGAAGACCCAAGGUUAGUGUCCUCCCCCUCCCCUCCUCCUGCUCUCCUCCUCCUGCUCUCCUCCUCCUCCUCCUCCUCUCCCCUCCUAUUUCUCCUCCUCUUCCUCCUCCACCUCCUCCUCUUCCUCCUCCUCAAGGUGUAAUCCAUUUUAACACUGGUGAAAUUUUGGGUCUGACUUUGAAACUUAUUUUUUUUUAUAGAUCUGUGAAGAUGAAAUUAGCAAGAGCUGUUUGGAAGGGUUUGCAAGAAUCUUGCGUUUGUUAUGAGCCCAGGGACAAAGAGUCCGUUUUUUCCUUCACAGACGUAGGUGCAUCAGGUGGACAAACGCAAGCACGCGAUGUCUUACUGGCUUUCGUGCACAGUUACUUCUAAGUUGCGUAUGUAGACGCAUCUUUAAUCUCCUCUGCCUUUCCCCGGUCACAAAGUUCAGGCUCUCGGAAUUCUGCUUUAAUGUUCGGUAGAGUAAAAGUACUCGGAGGAGGCUGGCUCUGCCUCGUGGGGUAUUAUAUCUGUUAAUGCGCUGAGAAAUACAUUUUGUGUUUUAGUACUUUCGUGUGGCGUUGUGUGUUUAAUUUUAUAGAUUUUUACGUGCACUUACAUACUAAGAUAAACGGUCUGAAUAAGAGGGCUGUCAACUUAAUUAUCAUCGCCAUUAUGAUAAAAAUUAAAUUUAGAAACGGCUUUGACUCUUACACAGACGUUUUGUGUUUUUAAAUGAAACCACAUCUCGUGAGAUUUGAGGUUUUCACAGUGUUGAUGGUGGUCUGGGUUUUUGCGCAGUGUAGACUCUUGGGCGGACUCCAAAACCCAGAAUAAUAUCGUCAGGCGACAUUUUCAGUGUCUCCGAGUUGAAACACCGAAGUGUUCCAUAAACCGCCGCAAUGCGUUAAUGUCGUUACUGUAAGGCGAGACACGUGAGGCCGUCUGCAGAAUGUAAUCCUUGGACGCCGAUGCCAUUGAUUUUUUAAUAUGUUUAUGUGUGUAAAUAAACUCUAUCAGUGUUUUUUCA
This is a messenger RNA of Zootermopsis nevadensis, 1970 nucleotides long. It is a transcript of the gene Arpc4, whose product is annotated as Actin-related protein 2/3 complex, subunit 4. Gene Ontology annotation, cellular component: Arp2/3 protein complex; actin cytoskeleton. Lineage: Eukaryota; Metazoa; Arthropoda; Insecta; Blattodea; Termopsidae. Gene Ontology annotation, biological process: Arp2/3 complex-mediated actin nucleation; actin filament polymerization. Gene Ontology annotation, molecular function: actin filament binding. The record is from RefSeq and is a predicted model, not a curated record.